Molecule: messenger RNA, 1506 nt
Organism: Daldinia vernicosa
Lineage: Eukaryota; Fungi; Ascomycota; Sordariomycetes; Xylariales; Hypoxylaceae
Product: beta-lactamase family protein
Exons: 2
Coding region: 1-1506 (501 amino acids)
Source: RefSeq, a predicted model, not a curated record
AUGGAUUUUUUCCACUCCGAGGCUUUUUCCUCUAGUAUUAAGGAAUUGAUGGACGAGCACCACGUACCUGGUUUCUCCAUUGCAAUUGUUCACAAUGGCGAAGUCGCUUCUGCUGGUUAUGGAUACGCAGAUGUUGAACCAUCGAAGCCAUGUACAGCGGAUACGCUCUUUGAUGUCGCGUCGUCUUCCAAAUCGCUUACUGCAGCGGCUGUCGCGUUGCUCAUAGAUGACGAUGAAAAGUAUCCCGAGGUGCAGUAUGAAGCGAUCAUGUCACACUUAUUGCCGGAUGAUUUCGUGAUGCCUAGUGCCGAGUACACAGAGAGCGUUACCGUGGAGGACAUCUUGAGUCACAGGUCUGGCAUGGCCUGCCAUGACGAUUCUUAUAUGGGUCCGCACGCAGCCCAUCCAGAUGAUGCACGAUCCGUGACUAGGAAUUUGCGGAAUUUGCCUGUGGCCGCUCCUCUGCGAGCAAAACAUAUAUACUGUAACAUGAUGUAUACAGUAGCAGCAUAUCUAGUCGAGGCAAAGACUCAGCAAAGCUUCUCCAGUUUUCUGGAAGAACGCUUCUUCCGGCCGCUCGGUAUGAAAUCAACUAGCGUCCAGCCCAUAAGAACUCUAGCAAAGGGAUUCGCAGACCGCAUAGCCACUGGAUACUAUUGGAAUAAGGAGAAGUCGACGUACAAAGGGUUCCCGCCCCCGGACUGCCCAGAGGGAGAGGGUGCUGGUUCGAUAAUCACCAGCGCAAACGACUUUAUCAAAUGGAUCAAAGCACUCCUCCAUCACGAGAGCCCUAUCAACAAGAAGGUAUACCAAGGCCUCGUGCGGUUGCGUAGUCUAGCAAAUCCGGACGCCGAAGAUUUAGCACCAUUUGAAUCUCCUGCCAUCUACGCAGCUGGUUUGGAAGUAUACUAUUACCGAGGAUAUACGGUUGUGGGUCACGAUGGGAUGAUCUCAGGGUUCACGAGCCGUUUCUUCUUCCUCCCCGAGCUAGGAUUUGGAGCUGUCAUGAUGGGAAAUGCAACGGGGGCAGAAUAUGUCGCCGAUGCUGUGCGUCGGAAGUUAUUCAGCGCCAUACUGAAAGUACCAGAGGAAGACCUUGCUAAGAGUGUCUCUUGGGAUAAAGAAGGAGACAAUAAUAAUGAAAACGACGGCGCCAAGGAUGAGGAAAAGGAAGAUAAAGAGGUACAGCCCCAGGUAACGCCCUUGAGCGCUUACGUGGGAAAGUACUGGAACCCAGGAUACCACACUCUUACUGUUCAAAUCAAAGACGAGAAGCUCUUCAUCGACGCUACCGACCGCUCAUUUAGAUGUACCAUCACGUUCGACCACGUAUCGGACCAGACAAAGUACACCGCUCACCUAUAUGAUAUAUAUGAAGAAGGCGACGAACCGCUUAGAGCCGAAUUCGUGUUCGGGGGCAGCCGAGCCGUUAGAUUGGGCCUCGACUACCAAGAGAUUUUGAACGAGUUGAUAUGGUUCGAGUUUAUGCCUGAGGGAAAGGCAUGA